Molecule: messenger RNA, 1415 nt
Organism: Alosa sapidissima (American shad)
Lineage: Eukaryota; Metazoa; Chordata; Actinopteri; Clupeiformes; Clupeidae
Gene: myct1a
Product: myc target 1a
Cellular component (GO): nucleoplasm
Source: RefSeq, a predicted model, not a curated record
GGAAAAGGAAAGAGAAAGAAGGAAGGGAGGGAAUCCAGAGAGAGGGAGCGGGAGAGAGAGGGAGCGGGAGAGAGAGGGAACGGUGGAGAAACUUAUUCACAGAAGAAGCCGAGAGAGUGAGAAGCAGAGUGUGAGAUUGAUGAAGAGUGUGAGAUUGAUGAAGAGCAGAGUGUGAGAUUGAUGAAGAGUGUGUGAAGACGUGCCUGCAGACGGAACGGUGGAGGCCUGAGAUUCCGUCUUGCCUUUGAGACUUCCGCAGCACACCAUGACUGACAACAGCACACAUCCCAUCAUGGACUUUCUGCAUGCGUUCGAUCUACGAGACCUGAUUGUGGCGUUCUGCAUGUCCAUGGUGGUGGGGCUGCUCCUGGGGGCGCUGGUCUACAUGCUGCUGACCUGGAAGGCCCGCCGGCGAGCCUCAGCAAGGAUCACGUGCCGCCACACUCGUCCCAGCCGCUCCACGACCCGGUCGGCGUCACCCCGCUCUCGUCAGGGGUUCCACCGCAGCAGCAGCGGCUACGAUCGCCGUAGCAACAACAGCCUGGCCAGUGCUGCUUUCAGCUUCCACCGGCAAGGCUCCUCCCCCGAGGUAGACCCUCUCGGCCACAAGCCCAGCUUCCGCGCUUCCACCUUCCACCCGCUGCUGCAGGUGAGCCAGAUCGCCCGCGAGGCGGAGGGGGUCAGCCAGACCACCCCCACCCCUGCUAGCACCACGUCCACCCCGCCCAACGCCAGCAAGCCCCGCCCAGACUCAUUCUGGGGAAACAGCAGCCUCAGAGGCGCCCCCACCUCCCCCACCCCCCCUCCCGCCUACGAGAGUGUCAUACGUGCCUACCAGGAGACCUGCACCUGACACACCUCUCUGCCACACGUCAUAUGCGCCUCCCACCUAUGCGACUGUCAUAGGCAGAAGACCUGUACCUGACACCCCCCGACAUUGUCAAACGCACCUCCCGUCUACUAGACCAUCAAACGCGCAUACCGGGAGGCCUGCACCUGACCCUCCAAGAGCGUCAUACCUGAAGGGCCAGCACACUGAUGCAGCCAGGCCAUGCUGGACCAAUCAGACCGCUUCAUUCAGAGGCUUCCAACAGCCCCUCUGCCCUAACCCUAACCCUCUGGAGUGUGUGUGCAUGAGUCUGCUGUAUGGGUGCCUUAGCUCUAGUGUGUGUGCAUGAGUCUGCUGUAUAGGUGCCUUAGCUCUAGUGUGUGUGCAUGAGUCUGCUGUAUGGGUGCCUUAGCUCUAGUGUGUAAGUGUGUGAGUAUCCUGCUGUAGAAUAGUGUGUGUGUAAGUGUGUGAGUAGCCUGCUGUAUGGGUGCCUUAGCUCUAGUGUGUAAGUGUGUGAGUAUCCUGCUGUAGAAUAGUGUGUGUGUAAGUGUGUGAGUAGCCUGCUGUAGAAUAGUGUGUGUGUAAG